Panicum hallii is the source of this 1531-nucleotide messenger RNA. RefSeq names its product homeobox protein knotted-1-like 1. The transcript has 5 exons. The record is from RefSeq and is a predicted model, not a curated record. Gene Ontology annotation, biological process: regulation of DNA-templated transcription. Gene Ontology annotation, molecular function: DNA-binding transcription factor activity, RNA polymerase II-specific; DNA binding. Bases 311 to 1198 code for a protein of 295 amino acids. NCBI's taxonomy places the organism in Eukaryota, Viridiplantae, Streptophyta, Magnoliopsida, Poales, Poaceae. Gene Ontology annotation, cellular component: nucleus.
CCUCCCUUCCCCAAAUCUCUCUCCUCUCUCUCUCCUGCCUCCCAUGUAUCCCCCUGCUGCAGAUAUCACAAGCUUUUCCUGCUGUUCCUGCUGCACCUGCAGCUUCUCCAUCUGCAGUGCAAGCAGCUGCUAAAUUCCCCCAUAAGCGCCUGCCUUCCUGCCCCCUCACUUUCUUGGAACCCCAGCACAACACGAGGAUCAUUCACUCACUACAGUGGCGUACUAGAUUUCCACUUGUGCGCACACAGCGGCAGCAGGCGUGCAUAGUGGUGAUGCACAGGUGAGAGCCGCUGCGGCCGCCGCUAGCUCCAUGGAGGAUCUGUACAGCAUCCACCCGGGGAUCUCGCGGGCCGGCGGCGCGGCGAGCGAGGCGUCCGUUGCCGGCGUCGGCGGGCCGGCGCCCUCGGAUCUGACGGAGCUCAUGAAGGCGCAGAUCGCCAGCCACCCGCGCUACCCCUCCCUCCUCUCCGCCUACAUCGAGUGCCGCAAGGUGGGAGCGCCUCCGCAGGUGGCGUCGCUGCUGGAGGAGGUCAACCGGGAGAGGCGCGGCAGUCCCGGCGCCGGCGCCGGGAAGAUCGGCGUCGAUCCCGAGCUCGACGAGUUCAUGGACUCUUACUGCCGGGUGCUGGUGCGGUACAAGGAGGAGCUGUCCCGGCCGUUCGACGAGGCCGCGUCGUUCCUGAGCAGCAUCCAGGCGCAGCUCAGCAACCUCUGCAGCGGCGGCAGCUCGCCGGCGGCGACGACCGCCACGCACUCCGACGACAUGAUGGGGUCCUCGGAGGAUGAGCAAUGCUCAGGGGACACUGAUGUGCCAGACAUAGGGCAAGAACACAGCUCCCGCUUAGCUGACCAUGAGCUCAAGGAAAUGCUGCUCAAGAAGUACAGUGGAUGCCUCAGUCGUCUUCGGUCAGAGUUCCUGAAGAAGCGGAAGAAAGGGAAGCUACCAAAAGAUGCACGGACGGUGUUGCUGGAGUGGUGGAACACGCACUACCGCUGGCCUUAUCCUACGGAAGAAGAUAAGGUGAGGCUCGCAGCGAUGACUGGCCUCGACCCAAAGCAGAUCAACAAUUGGUUCAUCAACCAGAGGAAGAGGCAUUGGAAGCCGUCGGAGGACAUGCGAUUCGCGCUCAUGGAGGGCGUUGCUGGUGGAUCUUCUGGGACAACACUCUACUUCGACACUGGCACAAUCGGACCCUGAACCAGCCACCACUUCUUGGGCAGAAAACUGGCCAACUCAACCACUCCAGUAGCCUGACCUGGCUUGUGAAGAUCAUCAAUCUGCCGGGUCAAAAUUGACAAUAAAUAUCUGUCAUCCUGAAAUUGAUCAAAUCAGCCCGCUGCCUCAUUAUUUUGCAAGAUCAUGUGUAUAUGGUGUCGUCGUAAUGAAACAAAAAUGUAUGUACGAGCAAAUUUGGGAGACCUGCAAAAGCAUUUUAUUAGUAGUCUCGUGUAUUGGCUGUAAUACUGGCUACCCAAUUUAAUUGUUAGAUAGGCUGAAGGGCUUAUAAAGGUAAAUUUACUUGUGCUGUUC